UUUCUUAACACGUAUACUAUAAAUUUCUUUCGAUUUUAGAUUACUGUAAUUUAUAAAUGAGAGGUUCUGACGAGUUAUUAAGUCAAGCAGCAGUUAUGGCACCAGCAUCGGACAAUAAUAAUCAAGAUUUGGCAACAAAAAAAGUUAAAUUGGAAACAAAUACAGUUUUAGGUGGUGGUGUCGGUAAACCAUCUAAAGUAAUUCAUCUAAGGAACAUUCCAAAUGAAUCAAGUGAAUCAGAAAUAAUCCAAUUGGGGGUACCAUUUGGGCGUGUUACCAAUGUACUUGUAUUAAAGGGUAAAAAUCAAGCAUUUUUAGAAAUGGCUGAUGAAUUAUCAGCUACUCAAAUGGUAACAUGUUUUACUAGUACACCACCACAAUUACGCGGUCGAAUAGUAUAUGUUCAGUAUUCAAAUCAUCGUGAAUUAAAAACAGAUCAAAGUCAUUCAGUUGCGAACGCAUCAGCUGCAUUACAGAAUCAAGAUUUUCAAAUACAAUCACCAGCUUCUGGUUCACCGUUACCGGUUAGCGGUGGUGCGGAUGCAACACAAAAUGCAGUUACACAAAAUAAUACACAAGUUGGUGUUGGUGGACCAAAUACAGUUCUAAGAGUAAUUGUAGAAUCGCUUUUAUAUCCAGUUUCAUUGGACAUACUACAUCAAAUAUUUCAACGUUUCGGCAAAGUAUUGAAAAUUGUAACAUUUACUAAAAACAAUUCAUUCCAAGCUCUUAUACAAUAUCCGGAUGCUCAAGCUGCCCAACAUGCUAAAGCUAUAUUGGAUGGACAAAAUAUUUAUAAUGGUUGUUGUACAUUACGUAUUGACAAUAGCAAAUUAACAGCAUUAAAUGUUAAAUAUAAUAAUGAUAAAUCAAGAGAUUUUACAAAUCCAUCUUUACCGCCGGGUGAACCAGGUGCUGAUGUUAUACCAGGAGCUGGGGGUUUGGUUAAUACAAAUGAUUUAUUAUUGAUAGCAGCCAGGCAAGCUAGACCUGCUCUUACAGAUAUUAAUUAUUUUCUAUCCCGUUUAGCUAUUAAUGGGUUAGCUGCACCCGGAGUUUUACCACCAUUUCCAUUAGGUAUCGGUACACCAUUAACUGGUGCAUAUAAUAGUGGUUUACCAAGUUUAAAUGCAUUUGCAUUAGCUGCCAAUACUGGUGCUUUAGGUGUGGCAUCACCGGCCGCUCUAAGAGGUUUUUCAAACGUUUUACUUGUAUCAAAUCUAAAUGAAGAGAUGGUCACGCCUGAUGCUCUAUUUACCCUCUUUGGUGUUUACGGAGAUGUGCAACGUGUAAAAAUUUUAUACAACAAAAAAGAUUCGGCUUUAAUACAAAUGGCAGAACCACAACAAGCUUAUUUAGCAAUGAAUCAUUUGGACAAAAUACGUUUAUGGGGUAAAUCAAUACGUGUAAUGCCAAGCAAACAUCAAGCUGUACAAUUGCCAAAAGAAGGACAACCGGAUGCUGGUUUAACACGUGAUUAUUCACAAAAUCCAUUGCAUCGAUUUAAAAAACCCGGAAGUAAAAACUAUCAAAACAUUUAUCCACCAUCGGCAACACUGCAUUUAAGUAACAUUCCAGGAUCAUGUACUGAGGAAGAUAUCAAAGAAGCUUUUACAAAAAAUGGUUUUGAAGUGAAAGGCUUUAAAUUCUUCCCAAAAGAUCGUAAAAUGGCUUUACUUCAAUUAGUAUCCGUGGACGAAGCUGUUUUAGCACUAAUUAAAAUGCACAAUCAUCAACUAUCCGAAUCAAAUCAUUUACGAGUUAGUUUCUCAAAAUCAAAUAUUUAAGGAUAUAUUUUACUAAGGACAUUUUAUUAGCGAUUUAAAAUUUAAGAAAACACACUACAAAUUAAGAAUUCAAACAUAUAGAAGAAAAAAAAGAAGAAUAUUAAUUUAAAAGUAAAAAACAAAAAACAAAAAAAAAACUCAAGUAAAAUAGAAGUGAAAAAAGGAAAGUAAAAUACUAUUUUAUAAAUAGAAAAAUUAAAAAAACUAAAAUUUACCGUAAAAAUCUCAAAAUUAACCUUCUUCUAUUUUUAAUCAAAUUGUUAAAAAAAAAAGAAAUGUAAAACAAUUUUUGUUCUUUUAUUUUUCAAAUUAAUUAUAUUGAUAUAUGCAUACUUAUAUAAAAACAUACAUAUAUGUAUAUAUAUAUAUAUAUAGAGGAACUUUUUAUUGUCGGUUUAAAAUAUCAAAAUAAAGUGAGAACAAUCCCAUAUUUAAAAUUAUGUAAUUUUUAAUCUUAUUAAAAAAAAAAAUUAAGAGUGAUAAAAUAAUCUAAAAUUUAUAGGUCGUAUAUUAAGAAUACAAAAGCAUGAAAUGAUUAUUGUGGAUCAACACACACACGAACACAAUCAAAAUUAAUCAAUUAUAAAAUUGGGAAACAAAAAUAACUAACACACACAUUGAUAUUCGUUUUACACGCAAUAUUUAUACAUACAUACGUAUAUACAUGUAUAUAUGUAUAUAUAAAUUUUUGGAAUUUAAAAAAAACAAAAAUUUUGAAUUUAUAAUUAUGACUCAAAAAACAAAAAUUGUUAUUUAAAAGAAAUGAAAAUACUGUAAAAAUUGAACAAAAAAGUUAUAAAAUCAUGAACAAAUGUAAUUGAAAAAAAAUUAAGAAAAAGCAAAGAACACAUAAACAAAAUAUAAAUACAACUUAACAACUUAAAAUUAAACUCAAGAGAGUUGAGAAUAUUAAAGAAAAAAAUUAGAAGAAAAAACUCAUACAAAAGAGAUUUAGAUUAUAGAUGAACGUAUAUAAAAUGGUAAAUUGAAACGGUAAACAAAAAUUAAAAAUAUGUAAAAUAAAUAAAUAAAACAAAAUUAAAAUAUAUCUAUAUGUAUACAUUCUCAUUUUACGUCACAAAAUAAUUUUAUUAAAUUUAAAAAUAACAUAAACCACACACACAAUUAUUAAUAACUGAAAAAUUUAUAAAUGCAAUUUAUAAUAAGAAAUUGACUUUUUUUUUUUUUAAAAAACAAUUAAAAUAAAAUAAAAAUAAAUUUAAAGAAACUGAUAAUUUUUUGAUAAUUUUUACAAAUUUUGAAGAAAAAAAAAAGUAACAUGUUUUAAAAUAUAUUCAUAUAUAUAUAUAUAUAUACAUAAAACAAAUGUAAAAAAGAAACUAUAGGUAUAUACAUAUAAAUAUGUAUUAAAAAUAACAACAUAUUAAAAACAAAAACAAAACAAAUAAAUGAUUUGUAACAAGAAAUUAAUUAUUAUAAAAAUCAAAUAUUAAUUGAACCUAUAAAAGUCACUAAAAAAAACAAAUAAACAGCAAAAACUUUUUAGAAUAAUUAUAUACACCCUUACAUUAUUUAAAUAAUUAAUAUAAAAGAAAAAUUUCUAAAGAUUUAAAAUAUUAAACAAAAAAGAAAACCUAUAAUAAUAAAACUCGAAUGUAUAGAACAACAAUGCAAUAUAUAAAAACUUCAAAUUCAAAAAAAAAACAAAAACAAAUCACAAAACAAAACAAAAGGAACAAGAAACAAAAGAAUAAACAACCCAUCGAAAACAAUAUUUUCACAUACAAAAAAUUCUAUGUUUUCUCUUUUCUAAAUACAUAAGAUAUAAAUACAAAUAUAUAAUAUUUCAUAUUAAUUCAAUAAAUUAUUAUUUAUUAAAUAUUAUUUAAUUUAAAAG
Molecule: messenger RNA, 3645 nt
Organism: Condylostylus longicornis
Lineage: Eukaryota; Metazoa; Arthropoda; Insecta; Diptera; Dolichopodidae
Gene: heph
Product: polypyrimidine tract-binding protein 1
Exons: 11
Coding region: 57-1787 (576 amino acids)
Biological process (GO): regulation of RNA splicing; mRNA processing
Cellular component (GO): nucleus
Molecular function (GO): mRNA binding
Source: RefSeq, a predicted model, not a curated record